This is a messenger RNA of Cataglyphis hispanica, 2460 nucleotides long. Its product is annotated as trithorax group protein osa-like. Gene Ontology annotation, biological process: negative regulation of DNA-templated transcription. The coding region runs from base 218 to 2452 and encodes 744 amino acids. The record is from RefSeq and is a predicted model, not a curated record. The transcript has 10 exons. NCBI's taxonomy places the organism in Eukaryota, Metazoa, Arthropoda, Insecta, Hymenoptera, Formicidae. Gene Ontology annotation, molecular function: nuclear receptor binding; nucleosomal DNA binding. Gene Ontology annotation, cellular component: SWI/SNF complex.
AUGGACGCAUCAAACGCGAGUCCAUCGUUGAGUUUCGUAUGUGUUUACGAUCAAGUUAUUUUCGCAAUUUGCGAAGCAAAUGUCAAAACAUUUGCGUGAAUUACCGGCUAUAUAGCGUAGUCACAUCCAUCUCAUCGUAGCCAUCUCUCGAAAGCUCAUUUGCACUGAAAUCGGAGAUACGAUAAGAUUGCUCGUCGAGCAAGCUCCGUAAUACAAGAUGGCAUUGCCACCGAAUUACAAACAAGUCGCAAUGGCUACGUCAAACAUCGUAGCCUCCAAUCAACGUAUAAGAGCAUCCGGUGGGAGUUCAAGUAGUUCAACAAACAGUAAAGAUACGCAGAGUCCAUUUGUACAAACUCCUCAUAGCCAUCCAGGAUUUAUACCACAGAAGGUUGGAAAGAAUACCAAUGCUGACUCUCGUAUGCCAAAACCACCUAAACCACCAGAGAAACCUCUUAUGCCGUAUAUGAGAUAUAGCAGAAAGGUAUGGGAUCAAGUAAAGGCUCAGAACCCUGAAUUAAAAUUAUGGGAAAUAGGUAAAAUUAUUGGACAAAUGUGGAGAGAUUUGCCAGAAGAAGAUAAAACAGAAUUUAUUGAGGAAUAUGAAGCCGAGAAGGUGGAAUAUGAAAAAAGCUUAAAGACUUAUCACAAUUCGCCUGCAUACUUGGCUUAUAUUGCAGCAAAAAAUCGUGGAAAGUCUGCGUUGUGUGCAGCACAACAAAGCAAUGAUGAUCGAGAAAGUCAUGAACGUUCGUCAGGCAGCAGUAAAAGUCAAGCGGCUCAGGAUAGAAGGAUUGAUAUUUUACCAGCAGAAGAUGAUGAUGAUCAAGAUGAUGGAUACUCUGUGAAACAUGUGGCAUAUUCGCGUUAUACUAGAAAUCAUCGACUUAUUAAUGAGAUCUUUAGUGAUACUGUUGUCCCAGAUGUUCGUUCUGUAGUCACUACUCAAAGAAUGCAGGUUUUACGACGUCAAGUACAAUCUUUAACAAUGCAUCAGAAAAAGCUUGAAGCCGAACUGCAACAAAUUGAAGAGAAAUUUGAGGCAAAAAAACGUAAAUUUAUAGAAACCAGUGAAAUAUUUCAAGAAGAAUUGAAAAAGCACUGUAAACCGGCAGUAGAUGAAGAAACAUUUAAUAAAAUGGUAGAACGGCAAUAUGAAGCUCUUAGACGGGAGAGAUUAAAAGGAACAGAAGAGAAUCGUUCGGAUGGACCGGCGUCUAGUGAAUCCACUCCAAACUCUACUCCGACUCCGACUCCUGCGUCACUUAACGACGAUGCCCAACCUGAUGUUUCUGACAAUGAUUCAAUCGAGAAGAAACCCGGUAGCAUUGAUAAACCUAAUAUUGAAAUGAACAAGAAGAUGUCACCUCCGUACAUCGAAAAUAAGACCGAGGCACCGCCAGCUGUGCAAGCAAAUGCUAAUCAGCAACACACUGGACCUAACUCUGGAAUGUACUGCAAUAACGUAGUCAAUCCGAUUCAACAGCAUCCGCAUCAGCAACAAACGCAAACACCGCAGCAUCCACCGCCGCCACCGCUGCAACAUCAACCAUCGCCUCCUCAGCAACAGCAUCAGCCUUCUCCGAUGACGCAGCAGCAUCAACCACCGCCACUGCCGCCUCAGCAGCAUCAGCCGCUAUCCGUUUCACAACAUCAGGCGCCGCCGUCUCUGCAACCGCAGCCACCGCAACAACCACCGCAAUCGCAGCAACAACAAUCGUCAGCCCCACCAGUGCUGACGCCUCAACAACCAACUACAACAGCCACGGCAGCAGCGGCUGCAGUUGCGGCGGUAGUCGCAAGCGCAAACGCGACUGCGAAUUCCACUUCGGCAAAUAUGCCGCCGGUGUCCGCACCGUCGGUACCUAUCCAGCACAAUCCUCAUCAGCAGGGAAUGCUGGCAAAUCAUUCGAUGCCACCUCAUCAAGCGGCGCAAGGUACUCAGGGCACGCAGGUUCUGCCGCCGCAGGGUCCAAAUCCGCACACUCCGCAGAUGAUGCCACCCAAUCAAGCUUACGGCCAACAGCCGUAUCAAUCAGGACCUGGCCCUCAACAACCGCAGAAUGUUCCACUAGCUCCGAGGCCGCCGCAUCCCAGUUACAGCUAUUCCCAGCAACAACCAUAUCAUCAACCUUAUCCGCAAUAUGCUCAUCCAUAUUAUCAUCAACCAUACUCGCAGUACUCGCCCCAUCCGAUGGGCCGUCCCCAUGGUCAUGGUCCUCAUAGUCCGCACAGUCCACAUUAUCAUCCUCAAUCACCUCACACGGUUGUUCCUGAAAGCAACACUAAUACCAACGUCACUGGCGGCUCUGCAGCUUCCGCGGCUUCCGCAGCCGCUCCUGAGACUAAUAAUCCUACUUCAUAUUCUUCGCCAGGACACUGUGAGAGCGAGCGUUCCAAUUCGUCGGAGAAUCAAGAAGGUCAGGUAGAUACUAAAUCAGGAUCCACUUAAAUAUUGUU